GACGUUGCGGAGCUGACGUACGAUGCGUUGGACGAGUCUGCAGCACUGCGACAUGUGAGGGAUGCCUCUGCUGGUGGCACGGUGCUCUUUGUAGGCACCACGCGCGAUACUUUUCAAGGCAAACGAGUCCUUCGACUCGAGUACGAAGCGUACAGCAAGCUUGCCAUCAAGACGCUCGAGAGCAUUCUUCGACGCUCACGCAGCAUGGAAUGGCCGCCUCCCGCUCCUCUCACGAACUCUUCUUCCUCCCGCUCUCUCGCAUCCACUAGCCGCACACAAGCUCCCGACCAGCCCAUCCCAGCAUCGCAGCAGGUUACGCGCAUCUUUAUAGCUCAUAGAUUGGGUCACGUACCCGUGGGAGAGCCGAGCAUCCUUGUUUGUGCUUCCGCGCCGCAUAGGAGACGCGCCUUUGAGGUUGCAGAGUGGGCAUUGGAGCAAGUAAAGAAGGAUGUGCAGGUCUGGAAGAGGGAAGUGUAC
Messenger RNA from Ceraceosorus guamensis, 477 nucleotides. RefSeq names its product Molybdopterin biosynthesis MoaE. The record is from RefSeq and is a predicted model, not a curated record. NCBI's taxonomy places the organism in Eukaryota, Fungi, Basidiomycota, Exobasidiomycetes, Ceraceosorales, Ceraceosoraceae. Gene Ontology annotation, cellular component: cytosol. Gene Ontology annotation, biological process: Mo-molybdopterin cofactor biosynthetic process. The annotation marks the transcript as partial. The transcript has 2 exons.